CUUGUGGUAAUAGGGUUUUAUAAUACAACUGCGAAGUUCUCUCUCCGUAUUUUUUUUCCAGUUACCUCAUAUUGUUUUUAAGUAGGCUUUAAUAAUUUACCUUGUCAUUGGAAAUCUGGUAUUUCUACAAAGUUGAAUGAUAGAAACAGAUAGAUAUUCGCAAAGGCAACUCCGCCCGCAAUCUCUAGAUAAACUGGAUAUCUCCAAUAUCACACCACUGAGCCCUGAAGUAAUUAGCCGGCAGGCCACGAUUAAUAUCGGUACUAUAGGCCACGUCGCCCAUGGUAAAUCGACCUGCGUCAAAGCAAUCUCUGGCGUUCAGACAGUUCGUUUUUCAAGUGAAAAAAUCCGUAACAUAACUAUAAAGUUGGGAUACGCCAAUGCUAAAAUUUACAAAUGCGACAACCCUAAAUGUCCCCGACCCGGCUGCUAUCGUUCGGCUCCUAGCAAUAAAGAGGAUACUUUUUCUUGUGAUCGAGAGGGUUGCAAUGGCUCCUUCCAGUUACAGCGGCACGUCUCUUUUGUAGAUUGUCCCGGUCACGACAUUCUUAUGGCUACUAUGCUCAACGGGGCUGCUGUAAUGGAUGCCGCGAUGCUACUGAUUGCCGGAAACGAGUCCUGCCCGCAGCCUCAAACUUCCGAGCAUUUGGCCGCCAUUGAAAUAAUGAAGCUUCGGCAUAUUUUAAUUCUUCAGAAUAAAGUUGAUCUUAUAAGAGACAACCAAGCUAUUGAGCAGUUCCAAGAAAUUCAGAAAUUCGUGGCUGGCACAGUUGCGCAGGAUGCUCCCGUCAUUCCCGUAUCGGCUCAGAUGAAAUUAAACAUUGAUUGUGUUUGCGAGUACAUAUGCAACAAAAUUCCUAUUCCCGUACGAGAUUUAACAUCCGCUCCCCGGCUAAUAAUAAUACGUUCCUUUGAUGCAAACAAGCCGGGAACUGAGGUAGAUGAUAUUCAAGGCGGUAUAGCGGGAGGUUCCAUUAUGUGCGGAGUUCUGAAAGUUGGUAUGGAAAUUGAGAUCCGACCUGGCAUUGUUUCCAAAAAUGAAGAUGGCUCUGUUCGCUGUCUCCCGCUUACUUCAAGGAUAGUGGCUUUGAGAGCAGACGAAAACGCUUUGCAGUACGCUAUUCCUGGAGGGCUUAUAGGCGUUGGCACUAAAAUUGAUCCAACUUUGUGCCGAUCGGAUCGAAUGGUAGGACAAGUUCUUGGGAUUAAAUCACACAUGCCGGCUAUAUACACGGAGCUCCAGCUCAGCUUUCACUUGCUGAGGCGGCUUCUCGGGGUUCGCACUGGUGCUGAUAAAAAACAAGCCAGAGUCACCCAAUUGCAAAAGAAUGAAGUUUUAAUGGUAAACAUCGGAUCUCUUUGCACGGGCGGAAGAGUCAGUAACUUUAAGGGCGACAUGGCUAAGAUUGUAGUAACCCAGCCGGUCUGUACAGAACCCGGAGAAAAAGUUGCGCUGAGUCGAAGAGUUGAUAAGCACUGGCGAUUAAUUGGUUGGGGACAAAUUCAAGCGGGAAAAGAGAUAAGCGUUUCCAGUUAUUAAGGAAAAAAAGAGAAAGUGAAAAGCACAAGAAAUUUAUUUCUUUUGUCUUAAAAUUAUC
Zophobas morio is the source of this 1598-nucleotide messenger RNA. RefSeq names its product eukaryotic translation initiation factor 2 subunit 3-like. Gene Ontology annotation, molecular function: GTPase activity; tRNA binding; translation initiation factor activity. The transcript has 13 exons. NCBI's taxonomy places the organism in Eukaryota, Metazoa, Arthropoda, Insecta, Coleoptera, Tenebrionidae. Gene Ontology annotation, cellular component: cytosol; eukaryotic translation initiation factor 2 complex. The coding region runs from base 137 to 1540 and encodes 467 amino acids. Gene Ontology annotation, biological process: formation of translation preinitiation complex. The record is from RefSeq and is a predicted model, not a curated record.